Molecule: messenger RNA, 1435 nt
Organism: Naegleria gruberi
Lineage: Eukaryota; Heterolobosea; Eutetramitea; Acrasida; Naegleriidae
Exons: 2
Coding region: 8-1435 (475 amino acids)
Source: RefSeq, a predicted model, not a curated record
AUUUGAAAUGAAGAAUAAGAUCUUGAUUUUAGGUUUAGUUGCCAGUGUAUUAUUCAUUGUUUUCAUCUCUUCAGUUAAGGGUGAAGAGCCAAAGAUGAAGAAACUUGCCUAUUCUAUUGUUGAUGAAAGAAAUAGGGCUAAAGAAGUUUGUUCAAAGGUUCUUGAUGCUGAUAAGAAUCAAAAACUCUUCAAGAGAUGUGUUAAGGAUCUUGUUGUUAUUGCAAAGAAGAGAAUUAAGAAGGAGGCUCAAAAGAAGAAGAGAAAGCUUGUCAAGAAUUAUAAGAAGAAUAUUGCUCUCUUGUUAAAGUCAAUCAAGGCAUCAAUGGCAGCUCAAACUGAAAAAGUAGAUAAGCUUGUUGAAUCUUUAAAGCAAAAUCUUGAAAAGGAACAAGCCAAGAAGUGUGAAGUCCCAAAGCCAGCUGAAAACUCUGAAAAGAAAGUUGACGAAAAGAAGGAAGAAAAGAAACCAGAAUCUCAACCAUCUCCUCAAUCUCCAUCAAACAAUCAACAACCAGCAAGUAAUAACUCUCAAAAUAAUUCCUCCAAUAAUCAAAAACCAAAGAAUAUCAACAAGCCAACUGGAAAAUCAAGAAAUUCUUCCAAUAAGAAGGUUAAUUCUUCUUUCAAGAAAAUCAAACAAUUUACAAAUAAUACAAAGCAAUCCAAUACUAAUUCCAAUAAGAAACUUGCCAAAAUUCCAAAAGCAAAGGCAGUCCAACAAGCAAUUAGCAAGAAUAAGCCUCUCCAAAGGAGUGUUACCGAGAAGAAAAAAAUAAUACUAGAUGAAGAUGAUGAAUUAAAUGAUCUAUCGGAAGAAGAGGAAGAAAAAGUUGAUGAAGAUUCCGAUUAUGAAGAAUCUAAAAAGAAAAAAUCGAAAAAGGACAAUAAAAAGGAAACCAAAAAGGAGACAAAGAAGGAUAGUAAGAAGGAAAGUAAAAAGGAUACAAAGAAAGAUAGUAAAAAAGAGUCUUCUAAAAAAGAAUCAAAAAAGAAGGAAACAAGAGAAGUUAAAAAGAAAGAAACAAAGAAGGAAACAAAAUCUUCAUCAUCAUCGGAUCAAACAGCAACUUCUACAACAAAAGGUUUAUUACCUUUCAAAUUAAAAUUAGGAUUUACAAAAGGAAAACGAAAGCGAUCAUUCAGACAAAUUGUUUCAAAACAAGAUUUAGCUAGCGAGGAUGUUGAUGAAAAUGAAUUGGAAAAUCAAGAUAAUACAAAUGGAAAUCAACAACAAAAUUUGACCUAUUCUUCCAUACAGGUUGGAAGUUUUUCACUCUAUCCUAAACCAAAAUAUUGUGAUAUUACUGGACUCUUAUGUAAAUAUACCAAUCCACACAACAAAUUACAAUAUCAUUCAUCAUGUAUUCAUCCAUUAAUUUCCUCACUUUCAGAAGAAAAGAUACAGCAAUAUCUUUCUGUGAGGUCUUUAAAAUAA